CAGCGUGGGAAGAUGGCGGCGCUCAGGGCUUUGCGGCGUCUGCGGGCACCUUCAGGACCGUGGCUGCCCGGCAGGGCGCUGGGGGCCGCUCCCAGCAGAGGAAAACAAUGGCAACCAGAUAUCGAGUUUAUGAAGGAGCUUGAAGGCGCCGUCAUGUACCCCAGCAAAGUGACAGAAAAAUGGGUCCCUCCGCCGUGGAAUAACAGGGAUCCUAUAGUAGGGAGAAUGGCCAACAUUACUCUCAACUUUGGACCCCAACAUCCUGCCGCUCACGGGGUCUUGCGCCUGGUGAUGGUGCUGAACGGGGAGAACGUGAGGAAGUGUGACCCCCACAUUGGCUUGCUCCACCGGGGGACGGAGAAACUCAUAGAAUAUAAGACCUACCUCCAGGCCUUGCCCUAUUUUGACCGGCUGGAUUACGUCUCCAUGAUGUGCAACGAGCAGGCGUACUCGCUGGCUGUGGAGAAACUCCUGAAUAUCCAACCGCCCGUAAGAGCUCAGUGGAUACGAGUUCUCUUUGGGGAAAUCACACGGCUGCUGAACCACAUCAUGGCCAUCACCACCCACGCGCUGGACGUUGGGGCCAUGACCCCCUUCUUCUGGAUGUUUGAAGAGAGAGAAAAGAUGUUUGAAUUCUACGAGCGGGUGUCCGGAGCGCGGAUGCACGCUGCUUACGUCCGGCCUGGAGGCGUCCAUCAGGAUAUGCCGCUGGGAUUGAUGGACGACAUUUACGAAUUUGUGAAGAAUUUCUCCGUCCGGGUCGACGAGGUGGAGGAGAUGCUGACCAACAACCGGAUCUGGAGGAACCGCACCAUCGAUAUUGGGGUGAUCUCGGCCGAAGAUGCCCACAAUUGUGGCUUCAGCGGUGUGAUGCUUCGUGGGUCAGGGAUCCAGUGGGAUCUUCGCAAAACCCAGCCUUACGACGUCUACGACCAGGUGGAGUUCGACGUGCCCAUCGGAUCAAACGGAGACUGUUACGACAGGUACCUUUGCCGCAUAGAGGAGAUGCGCCAGUCGCUGCGCAUCAUCUUGCAGGCCUUGAACAAGAUGCCGGAAGGGGAGAUCAAAGUGGACGACGCCAAAGUCUCGCCUCCAAAGAGAGCGGAGAUGAAGACCUCCAUGGAGGCGCUCAUCCAUCACUUCAAACUUUACACCGAGGGCUAUCAAGUGCCCCCCGGGGCCACUUACACCGCCAUUGAGGCUCCAAAGGGUGAAUUUGGGGUCUACCUGGUCUCUGACGGGAGCAGCCGUCCCUAUCGCUGCAAGAUCAAAGCGCCCGGCUUUGCACACUUGGCCGCUUUGGAUAAAAUGUCCAGGGGUCACAUGCUUGCUGAUGUGGUGGCCAUCAUCGGCACCCAGGAUAUCGUCUUUGGCGAAGUGGACAGAUAAAUCAGUGUCCAGCCCGGGGGGAGACGGGAUAGGAACCCACCCCUCGCUGCGGACGCCAUCUCUCCCCCCC
Molecule: messenger RNA, 1459 nt
Organism: Protobothrops mucrosquamatus (brown spotted pit viper)
Lineage: Eukaryota; Metazoa; Chordata; Lepidosauria; Squamata; Viperidae
Gene: NDUFS2
Product: NADH:ubiquinone oxidoreductase core subunit S2
Exons: 14
Coding region: 13-1389 (458 amino acids)
Biological process (GO): mitochondrial electron transport, NADH to ubiquinone
Molecular function (GO): NAD binding; NADH dehydrogenase (ubiquinone) activity; quinone binding
Source: RefSeq, a predicted model, not a curated record